This is a messenger RNA of Exophiala bonariae, 1017 nucleotides long. RefSeq lists its product as uncharacterized. The coding region runs from base 1 to 1017 and encodes 338 amino acids. Lineage: Eukaryota; Fungi; Ascomycota; Eurotiomycetes; Chaetothyriales; Herpotrichiellaceae. The transcript has a single exon. Gene Ontology annotation, molecular function: zinc ion binding; ubiquitin protein ligase activity. The record is from RefSeq and is a predicted model, not a curated record.
AUGGGUUCCCGUACUAACGCCAAAGGCGCGAUUUCGAAGCCCGGUGCCUCAAAGCCAAAUGCCACUGUUGAAAGCUUCUCUAUCUCUCGGGCAACAGCGGAGCAGCAAGAGCGGCUAUUGCAGAACAUGAAAGCCACCAAUGCCAAAGGCGGUGCUAGACUUGGUUCAAACAUUGAUUCAGUACCGAAGCCCGAAGCGAAGAAAGUCAAACCCAUUCAGAAAUCGCCUCGAACGAAAAAAGCCUCGAAGACAUCGCCGGAAAAGCAUCCAAUUGAUAAAGGCCCCUCAGAGCACCGACUACGCCGCUUCCGAACAAAACCACCACAGAGUUUCUUGGUCAAACUGCAUCGUGCGAGGACCCAGCGUAUGGUUGUAUUAAGUCGACGACGUACGACCACCAAAUCAGGCGCGCCGGCCGAAGAAAUCGACAUUGUUGGCUCCACCGGUAACAUCUACACAGUAUCUAUUGACCAAGAGCCAUCAUGCACGUGUCCAGACUCUAUGAACGGCAACGAAUGUAAACACAAGGUUUAUGCAUUGCACAAUGUUCUGAAAGCGCCUGAAGUGCUCGUCUACCAACUGGCGCUUCUCCGUCCUGAGCUUGAACAAAUCUUUGCCAAUGCUCCUCCAAUCCCAACCGACAUAGUGGAAGGUGAGGAUGAUGAUACCAAGAAUGGCAAUCGCAAACCAAUGGACGGCGAAUGUCCCAUCUGCUACAUGGACUUGGAUCCCGACCACAACAAACUUGUCUGGUGCAAAGCUCAGUGCGGCCACAAUCUUCACAAAUCCUGUUUCGACCAAUGGGCAGCUAGCCAGCGCGGCAAGGAAGUACGGUGCGUUUAUUGUCGAACACCCUGGCAGGUAGAGAGCGGUGAUGUCGAGGCUGCGAAGAACUCAGGCCAAGUGGGCGAGGACGGUUAUAUCAAUGUGGCAGAGCAAUUUGGAAUAUCCCGGGCGAGGGACUACUCGGGCUAUCAUCAGCCUUGGGCCAGGAGACACUUUGGCGCGGGCUGGUAA